AUGGCCGCCUCCACCAUGUCCAUCUGCUCUGACGCUCCCACCAACUCCUCCUGGCAGGUGGAUGACUGCCCAGAGAGCUGCUGUGAGCCCUGCUGCUGUGCCCCCAGCUGCUGCCAGCCCAGCUGCUGCCAGGCCAGUUGCUGCCAGCCCAGCUGCUGCCAGCCCAGCUGCUGUGCCCCCAGCUGCUGUGCCCCAGCCCCCUGCCUGACCCUCAUCUGCACCCCAGUGANCUGUGUGUCCAGCCCCUGCUGCCAAUCUUCCUGCUGCACACCCUCAUGCUGCCAGCAGUCUAGCUGCCAGCCAGCUUGCUGCACCUGCUCCCCCUGCCAGCAGCCCUGCUGUGUGCCUGUCUGCUGCAAGCCUGUCUGCUGCACACCCAUCUGCUCUGGCUCCUCCUCCUGCUGCUGCCAGCCCUCCUGCUGUGCUCCUGUGUGCUGCAAGCCCUGCUCCAGCCUGUCCCUGCUGUGUCGCCCUGUGUGCAGACCUGCCUGCUGUGUGCCCACCUCCUCCUGCUGUGCCUCCUCCUGCCAACCCAGCUGCUGCCGCCCAACCUCCAGUGUGUCCCUGCUGUGCCGCCCUGCCUGCUCCAGACAGGCCAGCUGUGGACAGAAGUCCAGCUGCUGA
Mus pahari (shrew mouse) is the source of this 624-nucleotide messenger RNA. Its product is annotated as keratin-associated protein 10-3-like. Gene Ontology annotation, cellular component: keratin filament. NCBI's taxonomy places the organism in Eukaryota, Metazoa, Chordata, Mammalia, Rodentia, Muridae. Bases 1 to 624 code for a protein of 207 amino acids. The transcript has 2 exons. The record is from RefSeq and is a predicted model, not a curated record.